AACGCUGUCAACGAAUUCAUUCAACGGUACCACGAAGGACUUUUACCUCGUGGCGAAAUAUUCUCCCUCAUGUACCAGCAACAUUUUGAUGAGGCAGUCAACUUUUUCCAUGUUCUCUACUCCGCUGUAGACUACACUACUUUCUACAAUACCGCCGUUUGGGCUCGUUUCAACAUGAACGAGAUGAUGUUUACAUAUGUGUUCAGCGUAGCCGUGCUGCACCAUCCUGAUACCGUAGGAAUCAGUCUGCCACCUUUAUAUGAAGUCAUCCCUCAUUUCUUCUUCGAUACUCAAAUGAUCUACCAGGCUAUGCAAUACAAAAUGAGUAAGGAUCCCACGAUCCACCACAGUGUUGUCUUCCCUGCCAACCACAGCCAAAUUACUUCAAUGCACACCACUGAACCGCAAGUUAAAACGCACUACUUCACCGACGACAUUGGUCUGAAUGAGUUCUACUUCUACUUUAUGAAUGAAGUGCCAUACUUUAUGACGAGUCAUGAAGUCGGAAUGCCUAAGGGUAUUCGUGGAGAACUAUUCCUGUUCGUUCACAAACAAUUGUUGGUUCGUUAUUACUUCGAACGUCUUAGCAACGGUCUUGGCGAAAUCGAGAAAUUCGACUGGAGCCAAGACUUCCCAGUCGGAUACCAUCCAACCAUUUCGCUACCUAACGGAGUUCCCUUCCCGGAACGUGAACCUUGGUCACCUAUACCAGUUGAGAAGUACGACUACGUUCAGGAAAUCGAAGAUGUCGAGAGCCGCAUUUAUGAGGCUAUUAAUUCUGGACACGUUAUAGAUCCCAACUACAAACCUGUUAAUAUUUAUAGUCCCGGCGGUCUUGACAUCUUGGGUAACAUCAUUCAGGGUAAUGCAGAUUCCUAUAAUCCUCACCUCUACGGUUCAUUUGUUCAUCUGGCAAAGAAAAUCUUUGGGUUCAAUGUUGAACCUUUUGGGAAGUAUCCAAUUUACCCAAGUGUCCUUGAGUAUUUCACUACCAGUAUGCGUGAUCCUGCUUUCUACGUUCUCAUGAAGAAGGUCGUGAACUUCUACAUGCAGUACAAAUCUCACAUGCCCGCUUACACCCAUAAUGAACUUAUAUUCGAUGGAGUCACUAUUGAACAUGUCUCUGUUGACCAAAUGAUUACUUACUUCGAGAACUUUGAGGCUGACAUGAGUAACGCA
Messenger RNA from Cephus cinctus (wheat stem sawfly), 1179 nucleotides. Its product is annotated as larval serum protein 1 alpha chain. Lineage: Eukaryota; Metazoa; Arthropoda; Insecta; Hymenoptera; Cephidae. The record is from RefSeq and is a predicted model, not a curated record.